CAUUUCGCCCUGUUCAGCCUGAGAGGUUUAUCAGAUCUGUGACUCCUCCCACUGUUGUGAAAAGCAGUCCCCGAGUUGGCAGAAAGCAAUCGGAACCCCCCGGAGUUAGAGAGCGGCACAAAGCGCCGAGAUGGUUGGAGCACGGGAAGGCUGGUGUCAAAAUUGGGAGAGUUGUCUCGCUAACUCGUCAAGCAACAGUCUGACAGUCAUAAUCAUGGAAUCAUACCUUACACACAAGGACCCACCGCCAUCCAUUGAAAUAAAACUUAAGAGGUACAGGUACCUGAUUGCAUUGAUCAUCACUCUGAUGGUGGCUGGUGUAGUAAUACUGGUGACAGUAUCUGUGGUACAGAACAAGUCACUGCCAACGAAACUGAAGUAUGGAAUAGUGCUUGAUGCUGGUUCCUCUCACACUGCAUUGUACAUCUACUCCUGGCCAGCUGAGAAGGUGAAUGACACUGGUAUAGUCACAGAGGUGGAUUCCUGCAAAGUGAACGGACCAGGCAUUUCCAGUUAUUGGAAUGAUAUUGACCAGGCCGGUCUCUCCCUGAAAAUGUGCCUCGAAAAGGCUAAAGAACGAAUUCCUGAAAAACAACAGCACGUGACCCCGGUGUAUCUUGGAGCAACAGCUGGCAUGCGCUUACUGAGGUUACAGAACCAACCUCUGGCCAAGAAACUUAUGAAAUCAGUGGAAGAGUUCAUUAAGACUUAUCCAUUCAAUUUCCAAGGGGUGCAAAUUAUAACUGGACAAGAAGAGGGAGUGUUUGGAUGGAUUACCGUCAAUUAUCUAAUGGAAAACAUCGGGAAGAACAAUGCAGGAGGAAACCCUGAAACACUGGGGGCACUGGACCUGGGCGGUGCCUCCACACAGAUCACAUUUGUGCCUGGUGGGAAGAUUGAAUCCGAGGAAAGUGCUCUGCACAUCCGUCUGUAUGGGAAGAGUUACAACAUAUAUACACACAGCUACCUAUGUUACGGAAAGGAUCAGGCCCUGAAACUGCUGCUGGAAAAACUGAAUGUGAUUGAUGAUGGAACCAUUUUGAACCCCUGUUUUAACAAAGGGUACACAAGAACAAUCAAUGUGACUGCAUUCUUUGACAGUCCAUGCACAUCUGUACAGCACAGUAGAAUUCACCAAAUAGUGAGGGUCAAUGGGACAGGGAUCCCUGACCAAUGCAAUCACUACAUCAGAAGGAUCUUUAAUUUCAGUGUUUGUACCUGGAGCAGCUGUUCAUUUAAUGGGGUUUACCAGCCCAAGGUCCAUGGGAAAUUUGGAGCAUUCUCUGCGUAUUAUUUUGUGAUGGAUUUUUUUAAUCUUACAAAUGAAAAGCCUUAUGAUUUGUCCACAGUAAAGCAUACGGUGGAGGAGUUCUGUUUGAAGCCAUGGGCUGAGGUUAGAAAUUCAUUCUCGAUUCAUGAAAAAUAUCUGAGUGAAAACUGCUUCGCCGGACAAUAUAUCCUCAGCCUCCUGCAGAAUGGUUACAAUUUUACAUCCAGUAAUUGGGAAACAAUCAACUUUUUGAGAAAGAUUAAAGGAACUAAUGCUGGUUGGACACUUGGAUACAUGAUGAAUCUUACAAACAUGAUACCUGCAGAACCUCCUUAUACCAAACCCCUCACCAAUGCCUCAUAUCUAACAGUCAUGGUCAUCGUCUCCAUCUUCCUUUUCUUUCUGCUACUCACUGGAUUUCUUAUUUUUAGGAAGAAAACUUUCAAAACACAAAAUAAGCCAUAAUGAUUUUUACAAUUGGAUGCUCACACCAAAGUUCUGACCAUAAACUUUUCAAAACCAUUCAGAUAAAGCAACCAACUAUCUAUUCCAAAACCUGAGCUGGAAUUUUAUUCUUUGUUGACCAAAUGGCCAGAUUUUGCUAUGGAAAUUGUUAUGGCAUACCAUCCAUCAUCUUCAGGUUGACUCCAAUCACCACCAGUGCAUAGUGACAACGGUGUGUACCAUCUACAAGAUGCACUGAAGCAAAUCACCAAGACUCCUUCAACAACAUCUUCCAAACCUGUAACCCCUAUCAUCUAGAAGGACAAGGACACCAGCUAGAUGGGAACUUCACCAUCUGCAAGCUCCCCUCCUAGCCACAUGCCAUCCUGAUUUGAAACUAUAUCAUCGUUCUUUCGGUAUCGCUGGGUAAAAAUCUUGGAACUCACUCCUUAACAGCACUGUGUAUUCCCUUCACCCCAACAACUGCAAUGGUUCAAGAAAGCAACUCCCCACCACCUUUGGCAGGCUAAUUCAGAAUGGGAAUAAAUGCUGACCUAGCCAAUAACACCUACGUCCUGUUAAAAAUGCAUGAAAUUGUUUAACAAAGUAAAUUGACUUGUAUCCAAUUUGGCUAUAUUCUCUCCAGCAGGCCUGGGCAGUGGAGUUUCUCUGGGAUUGUUUAAGACUUACUGGAUUGAGCAAUCAUCCUAAUUCCAGCAGUGAGUUCUCUCAAUAUUGUAAUAUUGAAAUGACCUGGUAUCUACUCAUUAAAUAUGCCCAAUGCCUGAACUGGAAUUUUAUUCUUUGUUAACCAAAUGGCUAAAUUUUGCUAUGGAAAUUGUUAUUACGUAACAAUCAUGUGGCAAAUUCUAGCACUUAAACAUGUGAAGUUAAUUGUGAAAAUAAGGAACUUGCUGCCCAACAUGCCCUAUUCUUUUAGAAGUUGCACUAUACUGAUAUCUUACUGACAGACAUAUCAUUCAAAUACAAAUGCAUGCAGUUAUUGUACUUACCUGAUACAUCUAUGUUAAACUCACCAGAAAAAGUCCAACUUUAUUGGAAUGGUAAAUCUUAAUUACUAGCAAAUAACCCCUUUGGUUAUGAAAAUUAACUUUUACAAACAAGGAGUCAUUCUUUCAGACUUUCAUUACUGGAGAUACAAAAUAUUUAAUCUUUCUUUCCUUCUCUUUAAAUCAGCUACAGCAAACAAAUAACAUUGAAUUUGUGUUUCUAACUUACACUUCAUGAUAUAAAGUCUGUACUGAUGGUUAACAAUUCUUCAGUCUGAGUUGUUUGGAGACUCAUGUCCUUUGUUCACGUAGAAAUUUCAGAUCUUGUGGAGAGGGGGCUCUGUUUGUUCGGAUGUUCACUACAGCAACGUCUGAUGCCAAAGCCCAUAUGAAAUCUGUUAGUAAGGUAACAGACUGGCAAGACUUGUUCACCAUUUACCAUUGAUUUCAACCAACUGUGUCUGCACACAUCUGACACACUUCCCAGUUUUUAUUGAUACGAUAUGGCUUGCUGUGGUCAUAACCCCAGUUCAGUGUCAAUCUGCACAGGGUAGCACUUACCCCAAGGAAUUGUGUGCAGCAAAAGCAGCUGGACUGACAAUGCCACUGAGGCAGUGUUACAGUAUACAUGAUAUCAAUUGCUACAUAGCAUUAGACAGGCUGACAUAAUGUGGAAUUUGACCAACAGGUGCCAACAAACCAGCACUUACCCUAUCACUCAUCCUCAAAUGCACUCAACCUCUCUCUCACAUUCCCGAGUACCAACAUCUUGGGAGUUACGAUUGACCAGAAACUAAGCUAAACCAGCAAUUUGUACACCACCACAGCAGAACAGAGGCUGAGAAUCCACUGGCAGGUAACUCAUCUCCUGGAUCACUAAUGCUUGUUCACCAUCUACAAGGCACAUGUUGGGACUGUGAAGAACUACUCUCCACUUGCCUCGAUAAGUGCAGCUUCAAAAACAGUCAAGAAGUUCAACAUCAUCCAGAACAAAGCUUCUAUUUGAUUGGCACCCAAUCCACUAACUUCCAUAUUCAUUCCCUUCACCACCGAUAAAUAGUCAAAGCAGUAUGUAACAUCUACAAGAGGUACUGCAACAGCUCAUUGAGCCCCUUUCAAUCGUACCUUCCAAUCUUGCAAACUAUAUCAUCUAGAAGGACAAGGGCAACAGAUGUCUACAAACACUAGCACUUGCAAGUUAUCCUCCAAACCUACACCAUCUUGACUUAGAAAUAUAUCACAGUUUAUUCACUGUCACUGGAUCAAAAUGCUGGAACUCCCUUCCUAAUAUGUGUUCCUAUACCCCCAAAGACUGCAGUUCAUCACCAUAUUCUCAAGGGCAAUUACAGAUUGGCAAUAAAUGCUGGCCUAGCUAGACAUGCCUACAUUCUGUAAUUGAAUAAAAAGCAUGCUUGCAUCCUCUACACAAAGCUGAUCUGAAUCUGUUCUCCUUCAUGGUCUCUCACACUCUUCCCAUUACAAUUCACUGGAUAAUGGUUUGUGCAUACAAUGUGACUAAGCUCUCUGGUCUGAUCCUGUGUCAUGGAGAGUAAUUGGAUCACUGCGAAUAUGGCCCUGGCUGAUAUAGGUAAUUCAAUAUACAAAAGACAUCUAAUUAGCCCAUCAAGCCAUGCUUGUACACAUUUCAUAAUUUGGAAAGGAUCAAAAUUUGCACAGCCACAGCUUAAAUGGAACAUUGCUCUAAUAGUCCUCAGUAUCAAAAUGACUGUUAUCCAACUCAUAAAUUCUGUCUGAGAUGACUGCAACAAAUGUAAACUUUCCCUCUUUGUCCUUCUCCACCUGCCUGUGAAAUAGUGAUGACAUCAUCCUCUUCCAAUGCCUCUCCAUUAUAAAAGCCGUAGAGUUCAUAGGCCAGGUGUAGGCCAUUCGGCAGAUCGAGUCUGUUUCGCUUUCCUACCUUAACUGUUGACUCCUUGCUUAUUAAAAAUCUGUCUUUCUCAGCCUUGAAUGCACUUAACAAUCCACUCUUGACAGCCCUCUGCAGUAACAAAAUUUCUACAGAUUCACUACCCUCUGACAGAAGAAAUUCCUCCUCCUCCCUGUCUUAAAUGGGUGAUUCCCCUAACUCUGAGAUUAUAAUCUCUGCCCUAGACUCUCCUGAAAGACUGAAAAAAAUUCUCUCACUUACCCUGUCAAGCCCUCUAAGAAUCUUACAUGUUAAGAUAAGGUCUCCUGUCAUUUUCUAAACUCCAAUGAGUACAAGUCCAACCUAUACAACUUCUCCUCAUAAGAAAAUCCCUCCAUACACAGGAUUAACCUAGUGAACCUUCUCUGUACUGCCUCCAAUGCCAGUAUCUUUCUUUAGGUAAGGGGAUCAAAACUGUUCCUAUCUCUGAAAGUUCUAGCACCACAACCUUCUUAGAUAUCAGCACUCUAAUUCUGUCUGCUUUUGUCCCGUAUUUUAAAUGCUUCACCAUUGGCAGCUGUACCUUUGGUUUCCCUGGCUCCAUGCUCUGGAAUUCAUUCCUUUUUUUGAGAAAUUCCAAGAUUGCUAAAUAGAUAAAUCUAUAGUGGCCAAGGGAGUCUUGUGGCAAAAGAAAGCACCCAGUAGAUAGCUUGAAAGUAUUGAGAAGAUAACCAGUACAAUGAACUGAGUCCAGAAGAAGUAAAUGAAAGACUUACCUCUGAGAAUAACUGGAAUUGAGGAGAAUUAAAGUAAUUUUCAGAGAACAGUCGUAUCCGUAUGGAAGGUCAUGACAGAAUUAAAUACCUAAGGUGAUGUAUCUAAAACAGAAAGGCUUAGGGGUAGUAAGGAGUAAAAAGUGUAUAACAAAUAUAGUUAUGACAGUAAGUAAAACAGAAAAUGCUGGAGAAGGUCAGCGUGUCUGGCAGUCUCAGUACAUGAUGAAUUAUAUGACUUCUUGAGAAUGUACUGUCAUAUUGGACUCAAAAUGUUAACUCUGUUUCUCUUUCCAGAGAUAAUAUCGGACCUGCUGAAUUUCUCUAAUUUCUCUUGUUUUAGAUGGCCGGUGUCUGUAGUAUUUUGCUUUCAUUAUAGUUAUAUUAGUGUUAAGACUGUUUGAUUUGUUUUUUUUUAUAUACAAAUAAAAUUGUUUUUAUUAAAAAGUUAAA
Molecule: messenger RNA, 5817 nt
Organism: Rhincodon typus (whale shark)
Lineage: Eukaryota; Metazoa; Chordata; Chondrichthyes; Orectolobiformes; Rhincodontidae
Gene: entpd1
Product: ectonucleoside triphosphate diphosphohydrolase 1
Exons: 11
Coding region: 131-1735 (534 amino acids)
Biological process (GO): nucleoside diphosphate catabolic process
Cellular component (GO): plasma membrane
Molecular function (GO): UDP phosphatase activity; GDP phosphatase activity
Source: RefSeq, a predicted model, not a curated record